CGGAACACUAAAUUUAAUCCGUACUGGAGUGAAAUCAAAUUGAGGGUUUCGGUGGAAACUAGACCUGUGACUAUCAAUAUUGUGACAAAAGAGCACCAACCAAAUCAUAACAGCUGAUCGUUCUUAAUCGUACUGUUUGACAUUGUCGUCGACAGCAAGAUGGCGGCGGUGAGAGUGCAAUAAGACGUGAGCAAUUUUUGAUAAAUAUUGCCAAUUACGACGCUGUGCGCACGUGUCAUCGAUACUGAUUGACUUGUGUUUUCUCAGAUUGUUUGCUAAGAUGACUGCGGGUACCAGUUUGGUAGUACCUAUAGUGUUAUGGGGACGGAUAGCACCAACUCAUUGUAUUUCUUGUGUCUAUUUAUCUCGAGAUCAAAAGACAUUGGUCACAGGAUGUUACGACGGGCAAAUAUGUCUGUGGCAAGUGGAUCCAGAAACAUUGAAGAUGACUCCAAGAUGUCUGCUUGUUGGACACACAGCUCCAAUAAUGUGUCUCAGCCGAGCUAGCGUUGUAAUGGAACAAAAUUUCAUUGUCAGCAGCAGCGAGAGUGGUGAGAUGUGCACUUGGGAUCUGGUCGAUGGCAAGUGUCGCGAAGCUGUGAAACUCAACAACAUCCACACACAGAUGUUACCUUAUGUUUCCGCGAGCGGAGAAGAUGUUAAAUUGUUUUGCUCCGGAUAUUAUCCUGAGGUUCUGGUAAUGGAUCCCUUUAGUCUGGAAGUGCUGUUCACCUUGAGCUCUCGUGUAAAUCCGGAUUGGAUUAGCGCUUUGCACGUUUUGCGGCCGGCCAAACGGAAAGGUCGGUUCUACGUGCAUACAAACGACGUCGUGCUGGCUUUAACGACGACAGGCACGGUCAAAGUAUGGACACUCCUGGGACAUGAGAAUCGGAACAGCGAACCUUUAUACGAACACGAGAGUAAGCAGAUACGCUGCUUGAAUGCGCUCGCGAUGACCUGCUGUCCUUAUAAUCAAAGAACGGUACUCAUAGUGUGCUCUAAAUAUUGGCAGAUAUUCGAUGCCGGUGAUUUUUCGGUUCUCUGCUCGAUAACAGUACCACGUGGCGAACGUUGGAUGGCGGGUGAUUUCUUGGCUGCCGAUAGAGUCAUUUUGUGGAGCGACGAGGGUCACGGAUAUCUAUACAAGCUUCCAGCAAAGGUUCUGCCAGAAUUUGACAGCAAGCUGAAGGGCAAGGCUCUCAGCAGUAGCGUCGCGGAUAACAAGAACUUUCAUACCGCCAGUACCGAGCAAGAUCAGCCCUAUCUGUAUUGCACACUAACCCAACCCGGAGACAAGCCUCUUUCUUGCCCUCCGGCUAUGCGACUGGUCACUGUGCAACGUCAAAACAAGACUCUAAAGUAUUUGUUGCGCGGUGAUAGCGAGGGUGUUGUUAUCCUCUGGACAGUGCCAGAUGUGACGACGCAGCAACUCGCCCAGAUAUGUCAGAACGACGGGUCUUCUCCGCCCGCGUUACCGCCGACUGUAAAAACGAGUCUUACCGCUGCCUGGGACGCGAUGAAACCACCACCCGUGGGAAUACUCGAUCAGUUGGACUCAGGCGACGGUCAGGGUAUUAAACUCACCGCUUGCAUUUACUUACCGCAGCAGAGUCGGCUAGUCGUUGGUCGCGAAGACGGUAGUAUCAUCAUUGUUCCAGCGACGCAAACUGUGAUGCUUCAAUUGCUGCAUGGCAAUCAUCAGCAGUACGAUGAUUGGCCACCACAUCAAGUUCUUCUGGGUCACUCAGGACGAGUAAACUGUCUGCUUUAUCCACACGGCGCGGCAUCUCGCUACGAUCGCACUCAUCUCGUUUCCGGUGCUGUGGAUUUCGCUGUUUGUCUCUGGGAUUUAUACGCUGGCACAUUGAUCCACCGGUUUUGCGUUCACGCCGGCGAAAUCACACAACUAAUGGUGCCGCCUGAUAAUUGCAGUCCUAGAAUACAAAAGUGCGUUUGCAGUGUGGCGUCAGAUCACAGUGUCACAUUGCUCUCAUUAGCUGAGAGAAAAUGUGUCGUGCUUGCUUCGCGUCAUCUUUUCCCGGUGGUAACCAUCAAGUGGAGACCAUUGGAUGAUUUCAUGAUAGUUGGAUGUUCGGACGGUGCUGUGUACGUUUGGCAAAUGGAAACCGGUCAUUUGGAUCGCGUAUUGCACGGCAUUAUUGCGGAAGAGGUGCUCUACGCAUGUGAUGAAAACACUAUAGCUGCGGCAUGCGGAUCUGCUGGCGGCGGUGAAUUAGGACUAGCCAAUCCUGCUGUGCAUUUUUUUAGGGGUUUACGCCAUAGGAAUUUAUCGGCAAUUCGACACGCCACACAGAGAGGGCUGCAUCAGUUACAGCAGCUUCACGGCGGACAUGGUCCCGAUCAUGGUAAUCAAAUAAAAGCCAAAGGCUCGCCGUUAAUGAUUCAGGGAUUCAGGAGUAACCCGAAGGAUCCGGAGAGUCAUAUCUUGUUUUUCGACAUAGAAGCGUUAAUAGUACAAUUGCUCAGUGACGAGUACGGUUCCAUGUCGCCUGGCUCCUUGGAAGCGCAAGGACUUAUUUCUGCCGCUGAAUAUCAAAAAGUUGCAGCGCUCACUCAGUCUGCCAGUCCCGAUGCUCACAAGAAAAUAGUUGACUUUUUCGGUCGCGUCAAGGAUAAGGCAGGCGAUGUUGAACGAAUAUUGAAGGAGAAGGAUCGUCACGGUAUAUUGGCUAAGAUGAAGGAAGGUGCGGAGAAUGUGCAUACUAAAUUACAGGCCAAAGCAGAAAGCGUCGGUCUCAAGCCGUCGAAUGUCGACGGCAAAGGAGAAAAUUGGAAUAACACCGAUGCGACGAAAAACAAUUUGAAACGGAAUGGUGUGUUCAGCGAACCGAAUACAACAAUGGAGAUAGCACAGCUACUUUUGAGUCUUUUACACGCCUGGGGUAUGGACCCAGACUUGGAUCGAGUUUGCGAAGGAAAGUUGGGACUACUACGGCCUAUGGUUCCCGUUUCUUUCGGAGUACUAUCUAAGGGAGGCUACAUGUCAUUGCUGUUGCCAACUUGGCAAACACAACUUGAGCCGAUCGGCGAACCUGCGACACAAUUGGAGCAACGCCUACCGGCGGAAUUGGUCAGGCAAGAGAGGCUCACUAGAGCGUUCACAGCGAGAGCGCACUGGGAACUGUCGACGACUCUGACGAGCAAUCAUUUACUCGCGGUGGUCGCUUUAGCAAAUACCUUAAUGUCGAUGAAUAACGCAACGUUUGUACCUGAGCAAGAACGAAAUCGCAAAUUGCAUAGACCGGGUAAUAGAGGUGCAGUAAACUGGAACAAGACAGAAGAAGAAAACGAAGAAAUGUACACAGUGCAGCAAGCACAAAUUAAACAGGGUUGGUCACUUUUAGCGACAUUGCAUUGCGUAUUAUUACCUGAUAAAGUUGCGGCGCAGGGCGGUGCAAAAACAUUCAAGCGGCCGCAAGUAGAAAUGAUGGCACGAAGAUGGCAACAUCAGUGCGUUGAGAUUCGAGAAGCAGCGCAAGCUUUAUUACUCGCCGAAUUAGGCAGAAUGGGCACGAAAGGACGCAAAGCGCUUGUUGACAACUGGUCACAGUAUUUACCGAUGUACAGCACUCAGGAACCUAUUGCGCCGCAAGCGCAAAAUCAAAAUUCGCCAGCACCCGGAAGCCCAGUGCCAUCUGCAGAAUCGCAACCAGAAGAAGAAUACGAAGAAGAGGAAUUAGCUGAAGCAGAAAGUAUAGCUAGAAAGCCAUCAAGUGUAGCAGAAUUGAAACGAAAGCAGACCACGGCGGUCGUAUUAUUGGGCGUGAUAGGGGCUGAAUUUGGCCAAGAUGUGGCUACAAGCAAUCAAAAAAGGGACAACGAACAAAGACGGAAGAGCUCGAUCGUGGAAGGUUUUGGCAUAGGAAAUAACAAUCUUGCUAGACACACUAGCAUGGCACUCACUCAUUUGUUGCACGCACCUCAUUCUCCUAAGCUACCGAUGCACACGGCGCUACGAAGAGCCGCGAUCGAUCUUAUUGGCAGGGGAUUCACCGUGUGGGAACCUUAUCUCGAUGUAUCAAAGGUUUUAUUAGGCCUAUUGGAAAUGUGCUGCGACGCGGACAAGUUAGUGCCGAGUCUUACAUACGGCCUUCCUCUUACACCACAAGCUGACACAUGUCGCACAGCGCGUCACGCCUUGACGUUAAUCGCCACCGCUAGACCAGCUGCUUUUAUCACUACAAUGGCUCGCGAAGUAGCCAGGUUCAACACUCUUCAACAAAAUGCUCAGACUUUGAACGUCAAUCUUGGCGCGAGUGUUCUAACCAGAGCAAAGCCAGAGAUUCUCAGGAUUGUUGAGCAAUUAAUCGACAAGAUGCAAAGCGAAAUGAGCGAUCUACUUGUAGAGGUCAUGGACAUCAUCUUACAUUGCUUAGAUCCAGGUCAUUUAAAAAUGAAGCCCUUGAACGAAGUAUUUCCGGCAGUGUGUAGAUUCAAUCAGGUCAGUCAUUGUCCAGCAACGCGCAGGAUAGCAGUUGGUGGUCGCAAUGGGCAGCUCGCAUUGUAUGAAUUGCGAGGCAAUGUCAAAUGCCAAACCGUUCCUGCCCACUCGGCACCGGUCACUGCAUUAGCGUUCUCACCGGAAGGGAAGUUCCUCGUUAGUUAUUCUUGUUCCGAGAACAAGCUCUGUUUUUGGCAGCAAACCAGCAGCGGUAUGUUCGGUCUGGGUAACUCACAGACUCGCUGCGUGAAAUCUUACAGCACCGCGCCAAUCAACGACGUAGCCCGGUUGAACCCGAUGCGCUUAGCUCGUCUAAUUUGGAUUAACAAUCGCACAGUUACCCUAAUGCUCGCCGACGGCUCGGAGACACGUUUCAAUGUUUGAACGUUAGGCGCAGUUCGAUUGGCGACAAUCUUAUUUCACAAAGCCGAAAUAAAUUCGCUCGUCAUUCAGCGCCAACGCGCAUUAAGCCUUAUACAAUGCCUCUUCAUUAGCAAGUUUUUUACAGGAGUGCUAAAAAUAGUAACAGUAAGUAGCAAUACUCUUUCUAACAGCAACAAACUGGCUUGACAGCACUCGAAGUUGAGUAAAUGAUGCCAUUUAUGUAUCAAUAGAUUUAUUUUCAAACUUAAAACUGUAUUAGUUUUAGUCAGAAGAAUAUUGUAUGAUCCAAGGCUCGAGCGCUGAUUAUUUAUUGAAGUUUUUCUUCUCUGUUUAUAUAAUAUAAUAUUGAUAGCAAAAUGUAAUUUAGAAAGUUAGCUGUUAUCAAAGCUGUUGGUGUGACUUUAAUCAAAGUAUCUCGCGCGUCUUAACCAGGAGCAUCAUUUGCUGAUUUCAGCACGCUCAUUGGUACUUAAUUGAAUAUUAUACUACUAGUAUUUAAAUGAUCACAUACUUUACGCUGUGUAUGUUUUAUUACAUAUAAUCGUUAUAUGUAGUUGUCCAGUUCUAAUCUUUUACCCGAUUUUUAUUCUAUUAUUAGACAAACAACAAAGAGCUAGACAGUCAUAUUUAGUUGAGUGCACGGUAAAAACACAUUAUUGAUAAUUGCUUCUCACGCGAACUAUGCAAAGUCCAAAAGAUUAGAGGACAUGAAUUCUGUUCCUAAUACCGAUUUUCCGAGAGUUUGAGACAUUUCUAAGAUGUAUUCCGUUGCACAAAAGAGAAAAAUUUUAGUUUUAUUAAAGAUCGGAUAUUUUUUGUCAUACUUAAAUACUCUACUACGAUAAAAAGAAGAAUAGUCAUUUUUCUGAACUUUGAUGUUACAAGAAGUGAAAAAUAUUUCGUAUAUAGAUGUUGUUAUUUUUAUGUUAUAAAUAUUGUUUGAAAACGCAACUGCAAUAUUUUUGGAGGAAUUAAACUUAUAUGUUUCAUGCUUUUCUCUUUCUCUCUCUUUUGAUCUUGAAUUCCCCAAAGAGAGAUCUUUGGACUUUGGCCGCACAUUUCUCAAAGGAACAUUUAUGAAAGAAUCGGUCAGUAAAAAUCAUUAUUUUAAUCAUACAUUUUUCACGCGACUUUAGUAAAUAUAAAGUGAAUAAAAGAAAUAGUAGAAAAAUGUAGCUAAAAUUAAUAAUAAAGCACAAUAGAGCCAACUUUUUUUUAUUAUUCUCUAUUAAGAAACUCUAUUGUGUCUAAUAACUGUCGUGUCUUCACAAAUAUUCUAUGAUUGACAAAACCUUCGAUAUUAAAAGUAUUUAUUUCAUUUCUUAGAAUAAAAGAGAAAACAAGAGAGUUGCUUUUCAAAAUCAACCCUGAUAGCCACUUGUCCGUGUUUUUGCUGUCAUGUUGCCGAAAACAAAGCGCUUGAGUUUUCAGCAAACUUAGAACAAGAUGAGUAACAUUUGCCUUUGGUUUGACAUCAGACGUACUGAACAUGUGUUGCUGACAACUUGCAGUGUAUUUGCUGUUAACGGUUUAGCACUAACAUAAAGAGCAACAUGACAACAUGUUGCUAACAACACGUGCCGAGUCAUAAAUUUUAGCAAAAAUGCAAUAUGUCGAAAACGGAUGAAUAUAUGUAUUUAAUGGCACAUCGCCUUGUGAGAGGAGAAUUAAUUUGAGAUUUCACUUGAAUUAAUCUUUGGAGGCUUGAUUCAGUUCGCCGAUCAAUUGAUUAACUUGAUGAAAAGUACCGGGCCCGGAAAAAAUCCUAAAGAUGAUGGGAUUUGAAUUUGAGACCUCCAUAUUCGUAGCCGCUACUUAGACUGCGAGACUACUUGUUUCUUACUAACAAUAAGAUGUAAUUAUGUUUAUCUACUUUAUCUCAAGCUAUCCUGCAUAUUUCAUUUAUUAUUGAAAGUACUAUUUUAUUAAAAAUACUGCAUUGCAAUGUACCUGCAACAAUGUACAAAAAUCUUUAUCUUAUUAUUAUGAAAUAAACUUUAAAAAUGCACUAAACAUAGUAUUAAUGUACUCUAAAUAUAA
Messenger RNA from Pseudomyrmex gracilis, 6886 nucleotides. It is a transcript of the gene Rbcn-3B, whose product is annotated as WD repeat-containing protein 7. NCBI's taxonomy places the organism in Eukaryota, Metazoa, Arthropoda, Insecta, Hymenoptera, Formicidae. Gene Ontology annotation, cellular component: cytoplasm. The record is from RefSeq and is a predicted model, not a curated record. The coding region runs from base 281 to 4846 and encodes 1521 amino acids. Gene Ontology annotation, molecular function: protein binding. The transcript has 26 exons.